AUGGCUAUUUGCCGGGCCGAUGAUAAGCUGCAGCUCAAGUACCACAACAGCUUCAUCGAGGUUGAGGACUCCGAUGAUGGACAGGAUCCCAAUGCUCGCUCCUCCAGCUGUCCGCCGCUCGCAGCCCGUUGCAGCACCGUGGUCGAGGCAGAGUAUCAGGAAGCCGGCUGCCGCAGCUACGUGGAUUCACUUUGCAAGAAUCUCGUUCGCCCGAACAGCCACCUCUUCAACCACGCAAAUCAGGUGAAAGGCAGCCCUCUUGGCAUCAGCCCAUGCAGCACAAUCAGCACUGCAUCGAGCAACGCAUUCAGCGACAAGGAAUUCAGAGGCUCGAAGGAAAGCUCCAAGAUGCAGCUCAAGUAUCACAACAGCUUCAUCAACGUGGAGGACUCAGAUGAGGAACCAGGGCAAGAGAAGCGUGAGCGCCCCUCAAGUUGUCCACCGCCAACGGCCCGCUGCAGCACUAUCGUCAAGGCAGAGUAUGAGGAAGCAGACCGCCGCAGCUAUGUGGAAGAGCUGGCCAAUAAGUUGGUCGUUGGCUCCGAAGAUGAGGGCAUGCCUGCCAAGAUCGACAUGGUGAGCUACAAGGCCAUGGAAGGCUGGUUCUCAGACAGCCCGGCUUCAGCUAGUACGACCGAUGCCUUUGACGACACACCAAUGACAGUUCUGUCAGUUAUGACUCCCACCAGUCCCACCACGCCACAGACAGUAGCUUCGGUGAUGACGGAUGAGCUGUUCGAUAGGCUGCCAGUCCAAGAUGUGCGACGCUUGGGGCUGCCGAGUUGCGGAAGUCUUGGGCAUCCUGAGCUGUGCCGGCGCCCCUGCAUCUACGUGGCCACGGGAGAAUGCCUCAAUGGCGACGCGUGCAGCUACUGCCACAUGCCUCACAUGGAGAAGGUUCCCAAGCUGGACAAGAGGCAGCGGGGCAUCGUGCAAUCUUUGAGCCGCUCGGAGUUGCUGGCGCUCGUGUUGAAGUUCUGCCGCCCCAAAGCCCGUCGCUUUGGCCCGGCACGCGAAAUCCUCAGCCUGUUGAAGGAGGAGGAGGUCUUCACUGCACAUUGCAGCGAAUGA
This is a messenger RNA of Effrenium voratum, 1071 nucleotides long. The record is from the annotation of a GenBank genome assembly. NCBI's taxonomy places the organism in Eukaryota, Dinophyceae, Suessiales, Symbiodiniaceae.